Procambarus clarkii (red swamp crayfish) is the source of this 1821-nucleotide messenger RNA. NCBI's taxonomy places the organism in Eukaryota, Metazoa, Arthropoda, Malacostraca, Decapoda, Cambaridae. The record is from RefSeq and is a predicted model, not a curated record.
AUGACCAGACAAGUGGUCGUUCAACAGACUAACGUCGAACAAGGUAAGACUGUCAAACUACCUAAACUAGCUAACUUUGAUGAAAGGGGCGACUCGAUGGAUGCAUACAACAAGCGUUUCGAAGGUCACGCCGCUGAUUGCGGGUGGGAAAGAUCAAAGCGGGCACUCGCUCUUAGUCCAUUGUUAAAGGGUAGGGCACUAACUAUCUACCACAGUCUGGGUCCGCACCAGUGCGGAGAUUAUGAGGCAUUGACAACAGCGCUGCUGAACGGUUUUGGCAUCACUGCAGACCGGAUGCUAGAGAAUUUCCGCAGAGCUCAAUUGCAAAAAGGAGAGACAUAUGUGUUAAUGUUACAGCGGUUAGAAUCGAAUCUAAACCGUUAUUGUGAACUCAUGGAGACUGCUCCUGCGAGCAUGGAGUUCUAUCAACUGAUGAUUCGUGAACAGUUCUUAGAAGCAUGCGAAUCGUCUCUGCGUGUCAAGCUCAAAGAGCAAGAAAUUGUGUCAAAUCUGUCUAUGGCCAAGCAAGCUCAGUCUCCGUGGUGUAGUGGUAUUGGCGACGGAGCUAAGCCUAAGUCUGGUGUGUCGGGGGAGCAGGAAAACUCCUCCAACAAGCAUGUGCACAAGUGCUACACCUGUGGUAAGCCAGGUCAUCGUGCAGCUGAUUGCAAGGUAAAACCGAAAUCAGGUUACAUAGCAGGUGUGAGCUCAUGUGGUAAGAAUCAUCCCAACGUCGGAAAGGAUCCACUAGCUUGGACCCUUGAGGUGGUGGACGGAAAUGUUAACGGAAAAUCGGCGAAAAUCUUCCGUGACAAAGGCGCCACUACCCACAUGGUGAGAAAAAGCUUAGUAAAGCCUGGAUCUGAGACAGGUAGACAUAUCUAUGUCAAAUUCCCAAAUGGCUAUACUAAAGAGAUGGUGGAGGUGUAUGUAUGGGUCGACACACCUUACAUCAAAGGUAAAAUCCGUGCCGUUCAACAGGAACGUGCUAUAUAUGGAUUAUUAUUGGGGAAUGUACCGGGAGUCUCUGAUUACGCAAGUCCGCCCUCAAAGAAAACGGGGGAGAGUAAGGCGCGCAGCCGACCUCAGUCAGCUGAUGCCAAGGACGACUCGCCCGGGGAUGACGUCACAGGGAGUGACCACACCCUCACCCAGCUGAAGAAUAAGGGAGAGAAGGCAAGCUGUGAUGUAAUGGAGAAAGAAGCAAAACCUCUGGUUGAAGCGACAGCAACUCCAUUAACAGGUAACUCGCUCGUGGCAGCUGUCACUACGAGGUCACAGAGCAACAAGCUGACUCGCCCAGAAAAACCUUUGAAAUUACGAGACAUUCAGGGAGUGUCUGCAAAGGAGUUUAUUGAUGCCCAAGGAAGCGACCCAACACUAGCCCAGAUACGUAGGUAUGCUGAGGAGAAAAGGGUUUUCCAACACCAGGAAGGCAAGUACUGGUACUUGCACCGUAAUGGGAAACUCGUGCGCAGAGUUGAGACGCCCCACGACACUUGGGACCAACUCGUUGUUCCACAGGAGCAUAGACUGGCUGUGUUCCGUUUAGGGCACGAAGCUUUGAUGGGAGGUCAUAUGGGUCACGCAAAGACCAGUGCGAGGAUACAAGCUGUGUUCUACUGGCCAGGAAUUACUGGGGAAGUACAGCGUUACACUCGCUCGUGUGACACCUGUCAGCUGGCCCGGGAACAGCUAGCAAAAGCAAAGGAGUACCAGAAGCAAACAUACGACAAAAAAGCAAAAGAACGCAAGUUCAGUGUAGGUGACAAGGUACUUUUCUUACUUCCCACCAGCAGGAACAAGCUCUUGCUGCAGUGA